AUGUGUUUGGUUGCUGUAGCCGAUUAUGUCUAUGCCGGUUUCCCACAAGGCUUCGGAAACGAGGAAGUAGGGUCCACCCAGAUUGUGGAGAGGGACCUGGGCGAGAUCUGGGGACUCCACUUCGACCCUGCGUAA
Messenger RNA from Alternaria arborescens, 135 nucleotides. RefSeq lists its product as hypothetical. The record is from RefSeq and is a predicted model, not a curated record. The transcript has a single exon. NCBI's taxonomy places the organism in Eukaryota, Fungi, Ascomycota, Dothideomycetes, Pleosporales, Pleosporaceae. The coding region runs from base 1 to 135 and encodes 44 amino acids.